Messenger RNA from Seminavis robusta, 2151 nucleotides. Lineage: Eukaryota; Bacillariophyta; Bacillariophyceae; Naviculales; Naviculaceae. The record is from the annotation of a GenBank genome assembly.
AUGGACUCGGACUCCAAAAACGCGUCUUGGGUAGACCGCCUAGUCUUUGAACCCAUAGAACCCAUACCUGUACUAGUAGUACCAAAAGAAUUAGAAGAGGAAGACAAAGAUGUAGUUAAAAAUCCAAGUUUAUCUUUCAGCCUGAUCAGCUGGAACAUCUUGGCAGAAAACUACUGCAGUCGCACGUCUCAUCCGGGAUUGCCUACCCAGUACCAGCAGGUAGUCUUUCAAAAGGAGCGAAGAGGCAGCUUGAUUAGAAAGAUACUUUCAAGCACUUUCAAUCCAUGUAAUGGCAAUGACAAUGACAAUGACAAGACUGAUCCACCAGACUUUUGGGCCUUGCAAGAAGUGGACAUGGAUGAAAUCAAAACCAAGUUUCUAAGUCCAACAACUACCAAUUACCAAGCCAUGGAAACCACACGCAUGAAGAUUGGAAGUGGGGCUGGAGGAAAGGCAGAUUCCUGUGGUAUUUACUGGCUGAAAGAUAAGUGGGAAUUGUUGGAUUCCAAAACCGUUCAAUUCGAUGAUUUGGCAACCUUGCCAGCAGAACCAGAUGGCAGCAUUGAAUCCAUAAGAAACAAUCUCAUGGGACUUCAACGGAGCUUUCUGCGACGCAAUGUCGGUCUCAUAGUCCGGCUCAAAUCCAAAUCACAUCCCAACCAUACCAUUGUAAUCGCCAAUACACACUUGUUCUGGAAUCCAAGAUAUGAAUAUGUCAAACUGUGCCAAACGCAUUACUUGAUGGUGCAAGUCAAACACUUUCUAAACCAACCAGGCGAACCAUUUGUUCUAUGUGGAGAUUUCAAUUCACUACCCAAGAGUUCCGUACACGCCUAUCUAGCCAAUGGACACGUCAAUGCCACUCUAGUGGCUCCUUGGUGCUGCAACAAUAAGGAAAACAACAAUGAAGACAACGAGGACAACAACGUUGACGAUGACACCCAACAGGGCAGAACUGGAGCGGCUGUUGACGCUGCUGCACAAGAUCUGUCCACACUCACUGUCACCAGCAACGCCAAUGACUCAACAACAAAAAUGCCAGUAUUAGUAGUACUGCCUGCCUAUGAAGAAUCACCAGCCAAUGAAUCCAACAGACACCACCACCACCAACCGCGGCAAAGUCGUCCACAAAUCAGAUAUCUUUUGGACUACACGCUCAAUCGCCUGUGCCGAUGGUUCCGCAUUUUGGGGAUCGAUGCGGCUCUCGAAACGGCCGACCAAGAAAUACAACGCACCAAAGAUGGAAACAUUGUCGUCUUUGAACAAUGUCAGCAACAGGGAAGGGUUCUCAUUACCACAUCCAAUACACUCCUCGAACGAACGAAUUGUCCCCCAGGGACUUACCUCAUUCGUCCAAAAUCAUUGGCGGCCAAUUGGGAAAUUGUACUGGUGCACGUGCUUCUGACACACGGGAUCACCUUGGAUCCCAGCAAAUUCUUGACACGCUGUGUCGUUUGCAAUGGUACCAUUCAUGCCGUUCACGAUACAACUCGGAAACGACAAAUAUUUGACAAGCAUCAAGCUCCUGUCGAAGAGUCGGAAGAUCUGGCUGUCUAUCAAUGUAAUGGUUGUGAACAGGGAUACUGGUGGAGUGAUCGACCCGAGAGUUCGGCGUCACGCGUCAAGGAUCAAGCCACUCGUUUGUAUCAACUCUGCCUCCGUGCCCAUGUCCCCACAACCGAGACGCGGCGACACAUGUUUGAGCACGUGGAUGUGGCAGCCGAGAGAAAACGAGGCUGGGACUGGACCAUGAAAGGGAGUGAGUUGUUGAAACUCAAGCUGCAAGUAUCUGAAUGGCUAAAGGAGGGACGAUUGACGUGUCCAUUACAGCAACAACAUUUACAGAGUGUCUACAACAAAGACAGCAGCAGAUCAUGUGGCGAGACGGAAGAAGGAGAUGCUGCUGAUGAGCUGCUACCAUUUACGAAUGUGACUCGCGAUUUUGAAGGGUGCCUCGAUUACAUCUUUUACGGUAGCAAGUCCCUCGUGGCGACGGAUCGACUUUACGUUCCCACUACACACAAAGAACUCAGCAACGAUCAAGAAUUGAGCUAUGGACAUCUUCUCCCCAGUGAUGUUUGGCCCAGUGAUCACUUGGCUAUAGGAGCACGACUGCAGUUGCGUGCCACAAAGAUGAAUGGCGAGCACUGA